AUGGGUGCUGUGGGUGAUGUGGGCAGUUUCUCUCACGGCCUAGAGAGCUUCGGACACGCAUCCCAUUUUGUCCUGACGCCUGCGGGGGAUACUGCCGCCCUUAUGAAUGAGCACCUGGUCUCCGCGGAAAGACUCUCCCGGAGCACUUCCGCGGAUUUAACCCAUCUGAAAGGCAUCCUCCGGCGGAGACAGCUCUACUGCCGGACCGGAUACCAUCUAGAGAUCUUGCCGGACGGUACAGUUCAAGGCACUCGUAAAGAUCAUAGCAGAUUCGGUAUUCUGGAAUUCAUCAGUCUCGCAGUGGGAAUGGUGAGCAUUCGUGGGGUGGACAGUGGACUCUACCUGGGAAUGAACAGCAAAGGCGAACUUUAUGGCUCUGAAAAACUAACUGCGGAAUGCAUCUUCAGAGAGCAGUUUGAGGAGAACUGGUACAACACAUACUCAUCCAACCUGUAUCGGCAUGGAGAUAAAGGCUCACACUACUUUGUUGCAUUGAACAAAGAUGGAACGUCUCGGGAUGGUACUCGAUCACGGCGUCAUCAGCGGUUUACACACUUCCUGCCACGGCCAGUGGACCCUGACAGAGUGCCAGAGCUUUACAAAGAGGUAUUGGGCCAGAGCUGA
Molecule: messenger RNA, 624 nt
Organism: Engraulis encrasicolus (European anchovy)
Lineage: Eukaryota; Metazoa; Chordata; Actinopteri; Clupeiformes; Engraulidae
Gene: fgf20a
Product: fibroblast growth factor 20a
Exons: 3
Coding region: 1-624 (207 amino acids)
Biological process (GO): positive regulation of protein phosphorylation; positive regulation of gene expression; regulation of cell migration
Cellular component (GO): cytoplasm
Molecular function (GO): fibroblast growth factor receptor binding; growth factor activity
Source: RefSeq, a predicted model, not a curated record